Molecule: messenger RNA, 2818 nt
Organism: Anopheles gambiae (African malaria mosquito)
Lineage: Eukaryota; Metazoa; Arthropoda; Insecta; Diptera; Culicidae
Gene: RnrL
Product: ribonucleoside-diphosphate reductase large subunit
Exons: 4
Coding region: 104-2668 (854 amino acids)
Biological process (GO): deoxyribonucleotide biosynthetic process; DNA replication
Cellular component (GO): ribonucleoside-diphosphate reductase complex
Molecular function (GO): ribonucleoside-diphosphate reductase activity, thioredoxin disulfide as acceptor; ATP binding
Source: RefSeq, a predicted model, not a curated record
AUUGGCGAUCAGACGGAACUUUUGUGCGGUGAAUUUAAGUGUUUUACAGUUUUGUGAUUAGUAUUUUAUUAGUUUUGUUGAGUGCUAUAUUUUACCCCUCAAGAUGGUUCUAAAGCCAAACAAGAUGUAUGUCUUCAAGCGUGAUGGCCGGAAGGAGGAAGUGCAUCUGGACAAAAUCACGUCAAGGAUACAGAAGCUUUGCUAUGGGCUGAACAUGGAUUUCGUCGAUCCGGUUGCUAUAACAUUGCGUGUAAUCAAUGGGCUCUACUCAGGUGUAACGACGCAGGAGCUUGACAAUCUAGCCGCCGAAACGGCAGCCACCCUAACGACUGAUCAUGCCGACUACGCGAUUUUGGCUGCUCGGCUGGCCGUUUCCAACCUGCACAAGGAAACAAAGAAACAAUUUUCUGAGGUUAUGCAUGAUCUGUACAUGAUGGAGAACGAGUUUCUGAAAACGAAAUCUCCCAUGAUCUCGGACUUUCAUUACAAGGUGAUAAUGGAUAACGCCGACCGGCUGAACUCGGCCAUCAUUUACGAUCGCGACUUCGGGUACAACUAUUUCGGCUUUAAAACCUUGGAACGAUCAUACUUGCUGAAGAUCAAGGGAAAAAUCGUCGAGCGCCCCCAGCACAUGCUGAUGCGCGUUGCUAUUGGCAUCCAUGGCGAGGACAUCGAUGCAGCAAUCGAGACCUACAAUCUGCUGUCCGAGCGUUACUUUACCCACGCCUCGCCAACUAUGUUUGCGGCGGCCACGCAGCGUCCCCAGCUUUCGUCCUGCUUCCUGUUGACCAUGUCCGAAGAUAGCAUUGAGGGCAUCUACGACACGCUGAAGCAGUGUGCCCUAAUUUCAAAGUCGGCCGGUGGCAUCGGACUGAACGUGCACUGUAUCCGCGCGAAGGGAACGUACAUCUCCGGUACGAACGGGAUUUCGAACGGUCUGGUGCCGAUGCUGCGCGUCUACAACAAUACGGCACGGUACGUCGAUCAGGGUGGCAACAAGCGGCCUGGAGCAUUCGCCAUCUAUCUCGAGCCGUGGCAUGGCGAUAUAUUCGAGUUUCUCGAUCUGAAGAAAAACACCGGCAAGGAGGAGGUCCGCGCACGGGACAUGUUUUACGCACUGUGGAUACCGGACCUGUUCAUGCAGCGUGUGGAGGCGAACGAAAUGUGGAGCCUGAUGUGCCCGCACGAUUGUCCCGGGCUAUCGGACACCUGGGGCGAAGAGUUCGAGAAGCUGUACACGGGGUACGAGAAAGAGGGUCGCUUUAUGCGGCAGGUGAAGGCGCAGGAUCUGUGGUUUGCGAUCAUCGAAUCGCAGGUGGAAACCGGCGUACCGUACAUGCUGUACAAGGAUGCUUGCAAUCGUAAAAGUAACCAGCAGAAUAUCGGCACCAUCAAAUGUUCCAACUUGUGCACUGAGAUUGUGGAGUACUCGUCGAAGGAUGAGGUAGCGGUAUGCAAUCUGGCCUCGAUCGCCUUGAACAUGUUUGUAAAGCAAGACAAAACGUAUGACUUUGCAAAGCUGAAGGAAGUUGCUAAGACAGUAACGCGCAAUCUGAACAAAAUCAUUGAUGUCAAUUACUAUCCCGUGCCGGAGGCUAAGCGCUCCAAUAUGCGCCACAGGCCGAUCGGGAUCGGCGUGCAGGGCAUGGCCGAUGCGUUCAUCCUGAUGCGCUAUCCGUACGAAAGCGAAGAGGCUCAAAAGCUAAAUCAGCAAAUAUUCGAAACCAUCUACUACGGCGCGCUGGAAGCGAGCUGUGAGUUGGCCGCUCGAGAUGGUCCGUACGAGACGUACGAGGGCAGUCCGGUGAGCAAGGGCAUUCUGCAGUACGAGAUGUGGAACAAGGAACCGACGGAUCUGUGGAACUGGGCCGAGUUGAAGGAAAAGAUCGCCAAGCACGGUAUCCGGAAUUCGCUGCUGUUGGCCCCGAUGCCGACGGCUUCCACGGCACAAAUUCUCGGCAACAAUGAAUCGUUCGAGCCGUACACGUCGAACGUUUACAAUAGGCGCGUGCUGUCGGGUGAGUUCCAGGUGGUGAACCAUCAUCUUCUGCAGGAUUUGACCAACAUGGGUCUGUGGGAUCUCGACAUGAAGAACGAAAUUCUGUCCAACAAUGGAUCGAUCCAAAAGAUUGCGGCUAUACCGCAGGAAAUUCGCGACCUGUACAAAACGGUAUGGGAGAUCUCGGUGAAAACGUGCAUCAAAAUGGCCGCAGAUCGUGGCGCGUUUAUCGAUCAGUCGCAAUCGUUCAACAUUCACGUCGCGGAGCCAAACUAUGGCAAGCUAACGUCGAUCCAUUUCUACGGCUGGAAGAUGGGGUUGAAAACUGGCAUGUACUAUCUACGAACCAAGCCGGCCGUAAAUGCGAUCCAGUUUACGGUGGACAAGACGAAGCUGCAAAACGGUAACGAGUCGAACGUCAGUCGCAUGUCGAAUGGUGUGGGCGAAGGUACGCCACCGCGGGCCGGGCAGAUGCGUCGUUCGAUGCUGAACGGAAGUACCAGUACGCCAAUGCGGGGUGGCGAACACCACGACUCUAAUGGAGCAUCGGAACAGCAGCAGCAGCAGCAAACGCAAGAGAAUGGUUCAUUUGCGGAAAGAAACCGUAGAAUGGCGGAGAUGGUAUGCUCGCUGGAAAACAAAGACGAGUGCAUGAUGUGUGGAUCGUAGGUGGGAAGUGUAACACUUAUUUAUGAUAAGAUUUGCUGUCAUCCAUUUUUAUGUCUUAUUCGCACAUUAUGUGUUCUUUUUUUUGUUAAGUUAAGAGCUAGAUAAAUGGUUUAAAAUAAACUUACAACUUUUCUGAUAUGCAUUAUUAUA